AUGUUGAAUUUACAUAACGGCACUGUGAUGACCAAUAAUCGAAAACUACAAACUUUGCUUGAAACGAAAUUAUCAACAGAUGACAAAGUUCCGAAAACAGGACGAAUUUUAAGAAAUAAAAUAUUUGUUAUUGGUUUUCCACCGAAUUGUACUGAGAUUGAUCUAGAAAAUUUUUUUUUAAAUUUUGGCAUAGUACGUGAAACUCGAAUUGUCAAGGAUGAAAAUGGUGUAACCAAAGGGUAUGCAUUCAUUACCUUUGCCAAAGAACGUUCUGUAGUGCAUGCACUUGAGUAUCGAGGACCACUGUAUUUUAUGGAUAGAAAAUUAUCAAUUAAUCCAGCCAUAAAAAAACAACAUCAAUAUCUUCAAACACAACGGUGUUUAUCGUCAACAUCAAUAAGUAUUGAUUCUCCUUCACACAUGUCAAGCUCAUCGAAUCAUAAAACUGAUCUUAACGCGUUGACGAAUGAUAAUAUGUUUCCAAUUUCGAUGCCAAUCGUAUCUCAGCUAAAUCCACCAUCCUUACAUCAUUAUUAUAAUGCAGUAUCACAACCAUAUUUUCACAUGAAUUUGCCAUCUCAUUCUAUUUAUUGUGUGUCUGGGCCUGUUCCUAUUUGGCAUAAUUACUAUUCGGCGACAUCUAGUUAUCCAUCAUGUACUUAUUUGCCAAUGGCGAAUAACAGUGGUGACCUUCCAAUGUUAUCUCAAGUAAAUGCUGAUGUUUAUCAUAAUGCAAUGAUGCAGUAUGCACAUAUUCCUGGAAAUAAUAAAGUAUUUCAAUAA
Molecule: messenger RNA, 783 nt
Organism: Rotaria socialis
Lineage: Eukaryota; Metazoa; Rotifera; Eurotatoria; Philodinida; Philodinidae
Source: the annotation of a GenBank genome assembly